AUGAAGCCAUUUCUGCUUUGUGUCGCGGCGUCCGCUGCUAUUGUUUCGGUGCCUUCACACGCCAUAGCGCAGGUGGAUGUACACACCAACGAGGACUUGCAAGCCAGCGCGGACAGUGUGGCCGAGUCUGAGGUCCCUGCGGGAAAUGUCGAAAUUUUGGUCAGUGCUACAAGCCGGAGCGCGGCUUCGGCUCUGGCUCAGCAGAGUGCUGCAGACGCGAUGGAGUCGAUGAGCAAAUCGUUGCGGGAGGCGGCCAAGGUAAUCCGGGAGGCAAGCGCCAAGGACGCCAGUGCGAGUGCAAUUGAAGGCACUGCGCGGGCAAUGAAGGACGCAUCGCCUCGUAUGUUCCUGCAACAGGAGCGGAUCCAGCAGGAGUUGCCUCCAGCAUUGGAAGAGGUUAUGGACAUUAUUCGUGAAGACAUUCCCGAUUUUUCGAAUAUGAGUUGGUGGCAAUCAUUCAGUGCAGCCAAAACCGCAGCUCGCGACUUGUUUGAGGAUCUCCGAACUGCGCGCUCGGACCUCACUUCGUCGAUCGACGACGCGCUGACGCGGUUCACGGUGAGCAUUGAAGAGGCCGGGCUCCCAUCUCCUUUGGUGCAGGGGCUUGCAGAAUUUAACCCGGAAAGCAACUUCCCAGUUGUCCUACCAGACAUCCCCUUCUUGGGACCUCUGAACCCCUACAUAUGGCAACAAGAAGACGUGCGCCAGUUUAUCCCUGGCGCACAAAUCCCACUCUUCAGACCCAUUAGGCAAUGGAACAUACGCCCACUCUUUCCCUGGGUAGCGCCCACCAACUGA
Messenger RNA from Gregarina niphandrodes, 798 nucleotides. RefSeq lists its product as hypothetical. The transcript has a single exon. Bases 1 to 798 code for a protein of 265 amino acids. The record is from RefSeq and is a predicted model, not a curated record. NCBI's taxonomy places the organism in Eukaryota, Apicomplexa, Conoidasida, Eugregarinorida, Gregarinidae.